AUGGCCCACGAAGAAACCUUUGCUGCCCUUCAACAACAAGUACAAAAACUGCAACAACAACUGCAGGCCCAGCAGCAAGUGAUCCAGAACCAAGAGCAGCAGCUCCGGAAACAGCAGCAGCGCAAUGAAAAUGAAGCGCUCUCGUCCGACGACAGUGCGCCGCCCUACCUGGGCCAUGCCCCCCAAAACUUCGCUCCAGCAGUCCCUGCCAUCUCGGGCGCCUCCAUUGCUGCGGCCACCACCGACAAAGAUGUCUGUCGCGUCGCCGUCAAACUUCCACCGUUUCGGACAGAGGCGCCUGACGUGCAGUUCGCUCAAGUCGAGGCGCAGUUUUCCACGGCCAUCCUUCAGGUGCAGCCGAAUCUGCCGCUGAACCAGCUCUCUCACAUCGCCGAUCAAGUUGUCGAGAUUCCGUUGCCAGCAUCGCCUCUCACCGUCAACGUCGUUGACACUUGA
Molecule: messenger RNA, 456 nt
Organism: Rhipicephalus microplus (southern cattle tick)
Lineage: Eukaryota; Metazoa; Arthropoda; Arachnida; Ixodida; Ixodidae
Source: RefSeq, a predicted model, not a curated record